Messenger RNA from Hyalella azteca, 453 nucleotides. RefSeq names its product microfibril-associated glycoprotein 4-like. The record is from RefSeq and is a predicted model, not a curated record. The coding region runs from base 1 to 453 and encodes 150 amino acids. Lineage: Eukaryota; Metazoa; Arthropoda; Malacostraca; Amphipoda; Hyalellidae. The transcript is spliced from 4 exons.
AUGAACAUCAGCCUCUUGCGGCGCCAGAAGCAGGAGCCUCAACUCAACUUCAGUCGAACCUUCAAGGAAUACGAAGAAGGAUUCGGCAGUCCCACUGGUUUGAGAAACCUGCAUCUCCUGACGUCCAGGAUGCUGCAGGAGGCAGUGAUCGUCCGAGGAGCAGAGAGCACCAGCAGCUACUACCUCUAUUUUGAAGUGGCAAGCGGCGAUGAGUACAGACUGAGGGUCGGUGGCUACGACGCUAAGGGCAGCUCUGCCGGCGACCCUCUCGUCUACCACAACGGCAUGAAGUUCUCGACCAUCGAUCGUGAUCGUGAUUUGAAACAUGGCGUGUACGCCCGCGACAGACCUGCCGGCGAGUCCAAUUUUUACAAUCAACCCUUCGCGUACUGGCAAUCUGACAACACGAGGCACAUCACUCAACUCAUCGACAUGAUCAGACCAAAUGAUUAA